Molecule: messenger RNA, 7202 nt
Organism: Schistosoma rodhaini
Lineage: Eukaryota; Metazoa; Platyhelminthes; Trematoda; Strigeidida; Schistosomatidae
Source: the annotation of a GenBank genome assembly
UUUAACCAACGUUUGAGUUACUAGUGUGCAAGGUUAUAGUGGGCGCAUGCUUUAAGCGUUAUUGUUCAGAUGCGUCGUUUUGACUUGUCGUGAAAAUGUGGGGUGGGGUUGUAUGGUUUCUCAACAUGAUCUUGUAACGACCGGUCAACUUUUUACUGGCUUUAACGUUCAUCCAUAAGUAUUUUCAUCUGGUUAGGUAUUAUGGCCGUCACUGCUACUGCUCAGAAUGUCCCCUACAUUUCUAUGAUUGGCUUUUGGAUUAUGAUUUUGUCUUCGAGUGUGUGCGAAACUUUUGUUUUACCUGAAUUCCAAUCGGUUCCUCAAUCAGUUGUUUAUUAUACGACAAAUAAUAAUCCUAUCAACAAAACUUUGAAGAUCUGUUGUGAUAUUUGGCCAAAAUGGCCUAUAGGCCGUUUAACCUAUUAUUCAACGUAUCAUUUUCAUUAUUCAUUUGAUAAUACUUCUAAUCAAUCAUUCACAACAAUAACACAUAUGAUUGCUCAUCAGAGAACUAUCUAUCAUGUGCCUUCUGAUUUUACUUGUGAUCUUCAUUUGUCCAAUGAUAAAAAUAACAAUAAAACAUUAAAAUCAGAGAAUUGUCUUUGUUUUUCAAAUGCUACUAGUGUUGAAUUGUUUACAGGUGAAAAGUUUUAUUGUUUGGCCAGUACUGAUUUUGGUUCAAUUAUAAGUAAACCAUUUCAAAUAGCAUUGAAAACUGAGAAGACAUCUAUUCGCCAAAAACUGGUUUAUUAUUUCGGGAGUAUCGCAAUUCUUCCUUGUAAUUUGGAAAAAAUCUAUUUAUCCGAUCAAAUCUUUUUUACUUUUAACAACACAAAAAUUGCUGUUUCUUCAGAUAAUAAAUACAGGUUGGUGCAGCCCACUGUGACUAGUCAUACUAAAUUAUUAAUACGAAAUUUUAAUUUUGAAGAUCAAGGGUUCUAUCAAUGCGGUCUGUUGGAUAGCAAGUUAAAAACUGAGCGAUACGAUAGUAUAACCUAUCACCUUUUAGUUGAUGUCUCUUCCAAUCCUUCGUCAAAAAAUGUUUUAUACAUGAAUUUGGACGGUAGUCUAUUGAAUAUUGAUGCGGUCAAUGACAUUAGGAAACCAAUAGAAAUAAUUGCUUAUGAAAGUCAGAAUAUAACAUUACCUUGCGUAUUCAGUUCUCCAAAACCAUAUGUGCCUAAUGUGAGUCGAGUUAUAGGUAUAUCUAAUGGAAAUCAAAAGUUUGACGCUUUAUUUGGCGUUUUAGAUAUAUAUAGUUUGUCGAAGAAUGAUGAAGGAUUGUACUUCUGUUCGGUUAACAAUAUUACGUCAUAUGCCUAUUUAAAGGUUCUUCCCUCACCUCAAUUAAUCGUUUAUCCGCAGAAUAUUAAAGCGAAUAUAGGUGAUUAUAUUAAUUUAUCAUGUAUAAGUUCUGUAAUUGAUAUAACACCGACUUGGUAUUUCAACGGAAUUCCUGUUCAAUCAACAGUGUCUAUAAAUCCAUACCAUACUUCAUUGUUAAUUAAUUCAAUGCAAUUAUCAAAUGUCGGUAUAUAUCAGUGUAUUCUUGGAAAUGAUGUCAAUAAUAUAUGGAUAGAUGGAAUAAGUACCAUUAUUUUACAUGAACAAUCAUUAUUUACAAAAGAUGAAUUCAAUUCUGCUUUAUCUAAAGUUACAUUUCCUUUAAGUCAUGAUAAGAUUGACUUAUUGAAAGUGAAAAUUGGUAAUAAAAAACAAUUGACAUGUUUAUCACAGUAUAAUUUAGAUCCAUAUCACCAAACAGUUGAUGAUAUUGCAAAAACUCUGCACAAUUUAUUACCUAUUGGAAAUAGUAAUAGUCUAUUGGAACGUUUAAAUAUAUCAUGUCUUUUAAAUUUGAUUCAUGUAAAAUGGUUGAAAGUUGACGGACCAAAUUCAUUAUUAUUAAUAAAUAGUAAUAUUAAUAACAAUAAUAAUAAUGCUUCAAGUCAUAAAUUACAAUGUUCUACACUGUAUGCAAUAGAUAUCAAUGUCACUAGAUCAACUGAUUUUGGUCUAUAUAGUUGUAAUAUAUAUUUCGGUGAACAGUUAAUAUAUGAACGUUAUUUCAGACUUAUGGAAUCUGUUAUUUUAUCGCAUUCAUUGAAUAGCGAUAUAGAAUUUAACCAUUCCACCAGUAAAUUUACGGAUCUUCAUCACAGAAGCUUUAAAAAGAUAGAUAGUUUGUUGCAUAAUGAUCAAGUGACUUAUCCUUUAUAUCGUACGCGUCGUAGUCAAGAUCACAGAGUUAAUAAAUGGUCUUCAUCUUCUGAACAUAUCGGUACACUGCCUUUGUUAAAUUUAUCAUUCCCAAGAAGUUCAUAUGAACAUUUAUAUAAACCGAAUGCGACAACUGUUGGUGACAAUUUAGCUGUACUAAUUAGUUGGAAUUCAAUAAAUUGUGAUUUUUAUCGUAUUGUUCUCAGAUCAAACAUUCCAGAGUCGGAUGGCCUAUUUGAUCGGUCGACAAUUGAUGAAACAGUAGAAGAAUGUUGUAGUCUUGACACAACAUGUUGUUUGAAAAACAAACAUUUCUACUUGACUAAUCGUCAUCCUGGUGAAUUAAUACCAGGAAAAAGUUAUCAAUUUCGUAUAAAUGCUAUUAAACAAAUAAAUAAUGAUGAUCGGUUAGUUGAUAAGAGUCCAUGGUCUGAAACUGUUAGUUUUCAGCAUAUUUCUAAAGUUGCUCCAGUCAUUACAGAAACUGAACGAUUAUCGGAUGGUGGAAUAUUAACUCGUUGGACAUUAGCUACAUCUGCUGUUGGCUUCCCUAUUGAUCAUUUCCUUCUACUCUAUCGUCCAGAAGAACGUUCAGCCAAUGGAAGAAUCACUUAUAAUGGAUUUAAAGCAGUUUUUGUUGAUGGAUCUAAUGCUACAGAGCACAAGCUACAAGCUUUAGAAUCAGGUAAAGGGUAUCAAAUUGUGGUUUACGGCGUGCAUACACCUCCUGGAUUCGACCCACAAUCGACAAUUUUCACAGGUGGAUUGAAUGGACGGAAAAUCACUCAAUUCAGCCAUGAAGUGUUUGUAAAGCCACGUUCAAUUUCAUUAUCUACAAAUGAAAAUUUGAAUAAACACGAUUCAUCAACUCUACGCUCAAUAUCAAAAUCUCGUGAAUUAUAUAAUUCUAAAAAUGUGAUUGCAUUUAAUUCCAAUGAAUCAAAUCGAUUAAUGUUUUUAAUAUUUGGUGCUUUAACCGGUGCAAUGCUUUUAAUUAUGAUUUGUUUAGUUGUAUUAUGUAUAUGGCGUCAAAGACGACGUGAUAAACAUUGUUUAAUAAUGAAUAAUUCUACAAAUGGAUGUAAUGUUAUUUCUUGUAAUUCUUCAAUGAAUACAGUUGAUAAAAGUUUAAAGAAGACAGGUUUCAGUGGAACUGGUGGAUUUUUACUAGAUAAUUUGAAUGCUGCCAGCUUGAUGACUUCAUCUAUUACCUCUUGUGGAAAUCAAGUGAUUGAUGUAAAUGUGGAACAACUACAGUAUAAUGACAGGACAACUUUACCACAUCAACGUUCUCGACCACCACCUAUGAGUCCUGCACCUCCGCCACCGUCAAAUAUACCAAUAUCAUCAUUUCAAUAUUUCACUAGGAAUGAAAAUUUUGAGUUAAAAAGUUUAAUGUUAGACAGUGAUAAUAGUUAUAAUCAUCGACAAUUUAUAGAUAAUAUGUCUAAAUCUGUCUUCGUAACUUCAUCUAAUUUCUAUCCGAAUAAUCUACCUUCGGUAAUAACAUCUCUUUCAUCUUCUCCUAUGUUUUGUACAAUGAUAAAUUGUAAAGGUCAUGAUGUUGUUGUUAAUAAUUCACUUCCAAAGUCUCAUUUAUUAUUAGCAACACCGUCGUCAACAGGAACUAUUACUGUUGGAGUAUCUUCAAAUAAGUCUAUCGGUUCAGUAAAUCGUAUGGAUAACUUAACUAAUCAUGAAAUUUCAAAUUAUUUACUACAAUCUUCAAUAUUAAAUGGCUUAAAACGUGAACCACCAAGCGGUGGUUCAGUGCACGAUGGUACUGAUGAUGAAUCUGUUUUACCUUGUGACAAAAAUCCGAAAACCAAUCUGUCUGAAUAUCCUCAUUCUUAUGAAUUCUGUUCGUAUUCAUAUCAAAAUCCCACUGUAUCUCAUUCUUCACAUCAUAUUGAUGCAAUUAAUAAUAAUGUUCAUGUAAAUGGUAGUGCUGACGAAACAAAUUCAAUUAUUGUAGUUCCUAAUAGAGGAUAUAAUUUAUGUCCAAAUAAUAAUGAAAAAUACCAAUCAAUGCAUCAACAAGUUGAUACACAUUCUAACCCAACUCAUUGUUAUCAUUGUCAGAAACAUUGUCAUCCAGGUGAUAAUUCUCGUUCACCGAAUAUAUUUGUCAAUGUGGACCAUAUGUCGAGUGAAAAUUAUCAAGGUCAACAAUAUCCAUCAAAUAUUAUGUUUACAUCAACUAUACCAAAUUAUGAUCCUGGUCUACUCACUCCACCAUCUCCAGAUAUUGUCAAUGUGAAUGAAGUGCAUAAUGAUAAUAAUAGUAAUAGUACUAAUUAUAAUCAUAAUUCUAGUAACAAUUAUGCAACAAACCUGUACGAUAAUCACCCAUGUCCUAAUGUGGUUCUUCACACAAGACGUCGUCAUCCUCGUUCAAAUUCAUGCCAAUUUAAUCAGCCGCAACAAUCACUUUCAUCAUUAUUUAUUCACCCUGCAAUGAUUACUAGCUAUAAUAAUAGUUCAGAAAAGAACGUAAAAUACUUUGGCUUGAGUCAACCAAUCAAUCAUUAUUGUCAUCGUAAUCAUUGUUCAAUUCCUUGUGCCAGUAAUUCACAACAGAACUUCAAUGUUUCUUUAUCCAAAUAGUAAUAUAAAUCAUAUCAAUAUUUCUUAUUAUCACAGUGUCGUGUUGUUAUUCUUUACUACUCACCUCAGGUUUACUAAUUUCAAUCAAGUUUCGAAUUGAAAAGAAAUGCUUUUUACGUUUUUUUCUUCUGAUUCAAUUAUUAUCAGGUAGAUGUACAGGUUGUUUUACUCCUUCCAAUUUAAUGUUCGUUUGCCUCUGAAUAUGAUUAUUCAUGAUUAAUUUUAGUCAUUCAAUACACACAAAUUUUUGAAAUGUUGGUUGGAACAAUUUGAAAAUAUAGGUUGUUUGUGUGUCGAGGGAUAUUUAGAGUGUUGGCUCAGUCAUUAAAUCAUAGCUUCGAACUCUUCUCCUACUUCAGUUUUCCCAAGCGAUUAGUACCGCUAGCUCUCACACUUAGAAUGUGGCUGAAAGUGAAGUACAUAAAUCUGUUUCUAGUGAAUUAGUUAAUCAUCCAAGACAGAUUUCAUAGACAAUUUUAUUUACAAAGAUAUGAAAUCUGAAAUAUACGUCGUGUAAUACCAUGAUAUUCAAUUUAGCUGUUUCAUUUAAAUAAUUAACCUGAAGCAAAGCUAUGUAAAGUUGGAAUAAAUGGAGUUUUGUAUAGUUGCUGGAAAUAAGUUAGUGUUUUUUCUCACAAUUGAUAAUUAUAAGUUGAGAUAGGUUUCCAUGUUUAUAGAAUGGAUCCAUUAGAAUAUAACAAAUCGCUGACUCUGUGUUAGCACCUGAAAUCGGUAAUAUUUACUGAUCAAAUGUGUUGUUCAUUAUGAAAGUUUGAAAACAUUUUAAUUUUUAAAAGAACUGCGUUUUACUUCUGAUAUCUCUGUACGUUUCUAAUGGACUGGAUAAAAUAUAACUUUCAAAAUUAGUCAGUUAGUUCCAUUGUGGAUUAUUAUUUUUGUUAACUCAUUUACCGGGUAAAGAUUCGUGUAUUUGACUUCGAGCUGCUCUCCAAAUGUCAGAGUUGAUGAUACAAAUUGAUUGUUUAUACCGAAGAAGUUGAAACGGAGUUCUGUAUCUUCCAUUUAGUGAACGAAUGUUGAACAACUCAAUUAUCGACCUUUGGUCCAUCGUGGAUUGAUGUCAAUUAGAAAACUGUUUAAAAAUCUGCAGCCAAUGAAGAUCUCUUUAUAAAAAUUUUAGUCAACAACUUUUCUACAGUGUAUACAUACACAUUUGCAGAUGGUACAGCGUUUUCUACUUUUCAUUGCAAAAUUAUAACUCACAUAAUCAAUAAAUUGAAAUGUGAUUUAGUUAUAUACCGUUAGCAUAGACUGAUGAAUGUGAAUUAAUUGCUAUCAUACUAUCGCUAAAACUGAAAUUUAGAGUUAAAUCCUUCCUAUACUACAUCCUUAUAUACAGCCUUUCUUUUAUAUAUUUCCACCACUAAAUUAACUAAUUCUAUGAAUCCGGUGUUCAUCUUGUUGUGUUAACGAGGUAUGACAACUUAGACCGAUGCAUAAAUGUGCCUGGUCCUACGUUGUAGCUGACUGACUAAGAGUUAAAUUUGAUAUAAAGUCGUUGAUGCUUACUUUUGAAAAAAUUUUCCAAACUAAAUCAGUCCAUGUGUUCAAAACUUUCUACUUCUAAAUGAUAGACAACUGAUUUCCUAAACUUGUUAUAUAUAUAUCAAAUUCGUUUUGGCAUAGUUGAUCGUUUUUCCUUUUUUUUAAUAUACAUUUGGCAGGUAUCCAAUUAAUAUUCCUACAAAAAAAAAGAAGUCAACCUACUCAGGAAAUUUUUAGUCCAUAUCUUUUCUGCUUACUUUUAAACUUCUUCCAUCUUUUAAAAUUAUCAUCAUUUUUGUUCAAAGGGUUGAUCGAAGUCUGUUGAAAUGAUCAAAAAGGUAUAUACCUUGUAUAUACAUUGAAAUAUAAUUCUCUUUCAAUUUGUUUAUCAUAAUAUUAACUAGAUUCUGCAAACUUUUUUUUUCUAAUCACUUGUUUUCAUUUGUUUACUUCAUUUUUAAUUAUAUUUCUCUGCUUCAUUUUUUUCCACUUAUCAUAAAUAUGAACAACGUAUAUCCAUAUAUAUGUAACCAUGGUAACAAAGGGGAAUACAACAAUGUUUUAUAAUUUUCCUUUUAUAAAAAAAGUCAUUUAUGCUUCUUUAAUUUUCUUUUUUUAAAAAAAAAAAACUUGGCAAAUAUAAGUGUACAGUGUAUAUUUAUUUUAUUGCAAUUAGUAUAUAUACAUAUGGAUUGUUUAUAUUUUCUAAGUGCAUUUCUUAUUUAAUUAUGGUUACAUGGUGUUUUUUCUCUCGUUUCGUUCUUUUUUUUCUUUCCCAAAGAAAAAAAAUAAUGAUCUAAUUAAUUUCAAGUGUCUUUUUUUUAAUUACUAAUUUGUGUGUAAUUUUGUAAAUAAAAUUUUCUUUACUA